AUUAAAACAUUGAAAGUUUUCAAUCAGAUACUUAAAGAACAUUUUACGAGGAAGUAUUCUUAAUUUCGCUUUUAACCUUGUUCCAUUACGACAUUAAAGCACGUUUAAAUCGUUGAAGUUCUUCUAUAAAUAACAAAUUUUCACAUUUCAUCGAAGAACAGUAGUGAUAUAUAGGUAUACAAAUUUAAGGACAUCUUCUUACCUCAAAAUAAAAGGAUCAACAAGUAUUCCAAUAUUCAACACAAAAGCAUGCACGAAAGUUUAGAGGAAAUUGAAGACGAACGUGGUUAUCGUUUUUAUCUCAAUCCAACAACGAAAGUUAGAUACAAGGAAAAUCCGUCACUUAUCCUUAUUAUCAAAAAUAUUAAGACGAACCUCGGUGAUGUAAAAUAUUCUUGUUAUAGAUCAGCUGUAAAAAUAAUUCAACUUAAGAAAGCCUUAUUUACUUUCUGUAUUCCUUUUCGUUGGGCAUUCGCGAUCAUUCAUAAACACAAGGCGGGCUCGUCACAGGAAAGUGUUAGUCCAUCUCAACUUACAAACAUAAUUCAUGACAUUUUCUUUGCGGCUGAAAAAGCUGGACUCUACAUUGAUUUUAAAAGUUUCAAUUUACAAAAUGCAGUUUCGAUUCUUUCCAACUUGUUUUGGAACGUGUUUGACCAAAAGCGUCAGCAAAAUAUUUCACUUAUGGAGUUGAAACUCUUGACUCUCUUACUUUGUGAAUUGUCACCAAUGAACACUUAUCGUCAGCUAAUUGAUGAUCAUUUUGACAUAGUCAAAGAUCAUAACAAUUGUAUUACUCGAUCUCGUUUCGAUGAAUUCGUUAACAUUGUUGGAAAGUUUUUAUCGUAUCUUGGAGAGCCAAUUUAUUUCGAACGUAAAACAAUCAACGAAAUUGUGUGCGAAGCUUUUGUCAAUUAUCCAGGUAUAAAUGGAAUGUCUCAAUUUACAUUCACAAAUUUAUGGACUUCACAUGACAGCACAAAAUUCUCAAGCUACACAAAUCUUUUUUUACUGUUGAUUCGGUUUAAGAAAUCCGAGCACAUUGUCCAUCAAACUCAAUGUAAUGGAUGUCAUAAGUUUCCGAUUGUUGGAAUGCGAUUUAAGUGUCAGAAGUGCAAGGGAUUGUCACUUUGUUUUGGAUGUUUCAGUAAAGGAUUUGUAAAUCAGCGCCAUUCACUUGCUCAUCGAAUGUUGGAGCUCAGUACAAAUGAGAAAGAACAAAACAAAUUUCUUGCAUUUCUAUCAAAUUUCCUGCAACUCUUUCAUCGCAAACCAAACACGACUAUCAGUCAAAACCAUUCAUCAAUCUCUUCGGUCUUUGAAAGUGAUCAGAAGCAUCAUGAAAAAAACAACAAAUUGAUUGAGAAUGAACAUGUUGAGUUGAUGCAAGUUGAUGAAGAUAUGGAAGGUGGAACAUAUGAAAGACAAGGAAGAAGACGUGGAACGAUUCGUUCAGAAGUUUUUAACAAUUCCGAGAAUGUAUUAACAAAACAACGCGAGUUGAUGGAAAAAUUUUUCGUGAUCGUAGAAAAUAUGAAGAAAGAAGUUGGAAAUUAUCAGAAAACAACUGAAACGAAUGAAAAACUUGUCUCAAUUGAUCCGGAUCUAGGAAAAAUCAUUGAAAAUCAACAAAGUUUCUUAAUGGAUCAAAUUGAUCAAUUAAAAAUCAUUCACGAAGCAAUGGUUGGUUCAUUUGCCUCUUCAAUGAACAAUAAAACCAUAAAGUCAGGGUUUGUAUCUCCAACAACUUCAUUAUUUCUUCCUCAUUCAUCAACGCCUUAUCGUAGCACGAAAGAUAAUUUAACGGACAGCAAUCAAGUACUUUGCAAGUCAAUUAAUGGCCAAGAGCUCAACAAGUCUUACGUAGCAGAUAACGCUGAUUAUUCAAUUGGUGAUGUUUCGUCUUGGUUUCAAACUAAAAUUGCAAAUGGUGUUGCAAAGUCCAAAGACGACAGAAAAAAUCUAGCUGAUGAAACAUUUGAAACAAAAGUUGCAAACUUUCGUAAUUUACUGCUGAAAGUUAAGGAAAUAAUUGAUGAUUCAUACAGUGACAACGUUGAACUGGCAAAAACCACAGCAAAUCUCGAGCAAGUCGUUGCUAAAAUUAUUGACGAUGAAGAGAAGAAGAAGCGAAGCGUUCUGCAAUGAUUUUCCAAUUUUCAAUUCUCUAAUACACUUCCCAAAAUUAUUUUUAUAAUGAGACUAAUUAUGACUUAAGAUUUAAAAUUAGGAAAUUAAGUUAAUAAAAAUUAAAACACAAAACUUC
Messenger RNA from Clunio marinus, 2266 nucleotides. The record is from the annotation of a GenBank genome assembly. Lineage: Eukaryota; Metazoa; Arthropoda; Insecta; Diptera; Chironomidae.